Molecule: messenger RNA, 292 nt
Organism: Monoraphidium neglectum
Lineage: Eukaryota; Viridiplantae; Chlorophyta; Chlorophyceae; Sphaeropleales; Selenastraceae
Exons: 1
Source: RefSeq, a predicted model, not a curated record
AUGCCCCGCGCGCAGCCGGCAGAGCCCGCCGCACCCAGCAGCAGCGUCGGCAGCAGCGGCGAUAGCAGCAGCAGCAGCGAGCGGGAUCCCAAGGAGGGCGCCGCGCCUGCGGCGCACUUGGAACCCAGCGCCGCCAGCCCUGGCCCCGCAGCAGCCCCGUCGGCGGCCCUGGCCGCGGCCGCACCCCCAAAGCCCGCCGAUGCGGUUUCCGUCCUGAGGAGCGCGCAGCCCGUGGACCGCCUGCGCUACCAGGCCCUCCUGCUCUUCCAGCACUUUGAUGCUGACGAGGACG